AAAAAGACUUCUGCUAGCUUGUCAGCAUGCAAACAGCAAAUCACGCAAUUUUGAAGCUCCUAAAAAUAUAGAUAUAAAAAGUUGUACAGUUCCUUGUUGACAAGUUUUAGAAUUCGAAUUCAAUCAUGUUAAAAAUAAGAAAUAACAUAUUAUUUAGCUUUAAGCAUUCUGCAGACUUGAAGAAGUGUGCCCUUUUGAGACAUGCAUCUACCGGCGUAGGCGUUUGGAAUGAUAAUCUUACGACCGAGCAUAAACAUGAAAUCGAAUUUUAUUGGCGAGAUAAGAUCCAUAAAAUUGAUGAAUCUUCAAAUAGCAAGGAUAAAUUUUAUGUCCUGUCAAUGUUUCCAUACCCCUCCGGAUCUCUUCACAUGGGACAUGUUCGUGUUUAUACCAUCAGUGAUUCAAUUGCUAGAUUUUAUAGGAUGCAAGGUAAAAAUGUGAUACACCCAAUGGGAUGGGAUGCAUUUGGUUUACCAGCUGAAAAUGCUGCCAAAGAAAACAAAGUUGAUCCAGCUUUUUGGACCAAAGAAAAUAUCAAAGCCAUGAGACAACAGUUGGCAGAUUUGGGUUGUACGUUUGACACUCACAGAGAAUUUGCUACCUGUGACCCUGAGUACUACCGCUGGACUCAGGAACUCUUCAUCAAACUAUUUGAAAAUGGUUUGCUGUAUCAAAAAGAAACCUUUGUAAACUGGGAUCCAGUUGAUAAAACAGUACUCGCCGAUGAACAAAUUGAUGAAAAUGGUAAAUCUUGGAGGUCAGGGGCUCAAGUAGAAAAAAAGCUACUUAAGCAGUGGUUUGUUAAAACUACAGCUUUUGCACAGUCUUUAUUAGAAGGUUUAAAAGAUAAAACUUUGAAGGAAUGGAAAGAUAUUAUCAAAAUGCAAGAACAUUGGAUUGGUGAUUGUUCUGGAACAAAUAUUGAAUUUCCAAUAAUUUCAGAUGAACCAGGAUAUCCAAGUUCCUUAACACUGUGGACUGAUCAUCCUGAAUUUAUAGAAGAAGCUAAAUUUGUUGCAAUCUCAAAUAACAAUAUACUUUCAAAAGUUGAAAGAUCUGACUCUUGGGAUCCUAAUAGAAAGUUGAAAGCGACUGUUAUUAAUCCUUUUACUAACGAAAAAUUACCAAUAUUUGUUACAGAAAAAGAAAAAUUACCAUACCCUGCUUUUAGAGACGAUUAUUUAGGCAUUCCACGCAUAUCAGAGGCAAACGUUUCAUUUUGUAAAUCUGCAAAAAUUAAAUACGAGAGUCCAAUCGUUUAUUCAGCUGCAGAAAUUCAAGAAAAGAAGGCGGAAAUAUUAAGAAUAGCAAAAGAACGUAAUAUCGGUGGUCAUUUAGUAGGCUCAAAAUUGAGAGAUUGGUUAAUAUCAAGGCAGAGAUAUUGGGGCACGCCUAUACCGAUUGUUCACUGUGAAAAAUGCGGUCCUCAGCCUGUACCGAGAGAUCAGUUACCCGUGGAAUUACCAACACCAAAGACACCAAAGAAAGAAGUAUCAUUGAAAAAUGCUCUCCACUGGAUGAAAACCACAUGCCCGGAAUGCAAUGGACCGGCAACGAGAGAAACCGAUACAAUGGAUACAUUUGUAGACAGUUCGUGGUACUUUAUGAGAUACAUCGAUCCAAAGAACACAGAAGAAAUGUUCUCAAAAGAGCUCGCUUCUCGUUAUUUACCAGUGGAUCUGUACAUCGGUGGAAAAGAACAUGCGACGCUGCAUUUGUAUUAUGCCCGUUUCAUCAGUCACUUCCUUUAUUCGUUGGGCAUGCUGCCGACCCGUGAACCGUUCAAGCAGCUCUUGGUGCAGGGCAUGGUAAUGGGUCAAUCGUACAGCACCAGAGACGGAAAGUAUCUGAAAGCCGACCAAGUGACGACCAACGCGGCAGGGACUCUGGUAGAGAAGUCGAGCAAGGAACCGGUCGUAACGGCUUGGGAAAAAAUGUCCAAAUCGAAGUACAACGGCGUCAGUCCUUCGAAGAUGUUUUCGCAGUACAGCACCGAUACCAUACGAUUGUUGAUACUCGCCGAUGUCGCUCCCACGUCCAAUCGCAACUGGUCCGAAGACACUUUCCCGGGCAUAUUGAACUGGCAGCGCAAGCUUUAUCAAAUGAUCACCGAGUUCAUCGCGGAGCGAUCGUUUCUCAACCCGGAGGUGUUGGACGCGCCGCCGAUCGACGAUCCCAAGUUCCAAGCGGACGAGGCGCUGAUGUUCGACGCGCGCAACUACUACGUGCACGGGGUGACGUUCAACAUGAUCGGCUCGCAGCAGCUCAGCAUAGCCAUCUCGAAGAUGCUCGGCCUGACUAAUGACCUGAAGCGAGCCGCCAAGCCCUGCAUCGGCCUGGGUCGCGAGUACGAGCGCGCCCUCGCCGCGCAGAUAAUAAUGCUGGCCCCGUUGGCGCCGCACUUCGCCUCGGAGCUGUGGGCCGGUUUCUGCAAGGCCCCGCACAGGCUCGUCACGGACGGCGAAUUCGACUGGGACAAGGACGUGCUGCAGCAGAGGUGGCCCGAGGUCGACAUGGAAUACAAGCUGAAACUCAACGUCAAGAUGAACGGCAAGGAAUUCUUGAAAUUGAGGGUGCGUCGACGAGACCUCGAAACCAUGGACGGUGAUGAUAUUCUUCGAAUCGUCGCCGAAGAAGAGAAGUUCAAGAGAUAUCUCGAAGGGCGCAAAGUUACGAGAGUAUUUUAUAAUGCGAAGAGAAGCGCUGGAGCCGAGAUACAAAUCACGGCUAAGAAAAAUGUUACAGCUGUUUCGCAAGAAAAAAUUGUGUAAAACUAUAAAGCGACUCAUUUUUGUAAA
Messenger RNA from Trichogramma pretiosum, 2798 nucleotides. RefSeq names its product probable leucine--tRNA ligase, mitochondrial (gene LeuRS-m). Gene Ontology annotation, molecular function: leucine-tRNA ligase activity; ATP binding. Lineage: Eukaryota; Metazoa; Arthropoda; Insecta; Hymenoptera; Trichogrammatidae. The coding region runs from base 126 to 2771 and encodes 881 amino acids. The transcript is spliced from 8 exons. Gene Ontology annotation, cellular component: mitochondrion. Gene Ontology annotation, biological process: mitochondrial translation; leucyl-tRNA aminoacylation. The record is from RefSeq and is a predicted model, not a curated record.